Molecule: messenger RNA, 932 nt
Organism: Phyllostomus discolor (pale spear-nosed bat)
Lineage: Eukaryota; Metazoa; Chordata; Mammalia; Chiroptera; Phyllostomidae
Product: mastin-like
Exons: 5
Coding region: 108-932 (274 amino acids)
Biological process (GO): proteolysis
Molecular function (GO): serine-type endopeptidase activity
Source: RefSeq, a predicted model, not a curated record
AGACCUGGCAUGGUGAGGCUGCUGCUCAGCCCCCCGCCCUCUGUCCUGCCAGUCCCAGGGUCCUGCCCCAGGCCUCCCCUCACUCUGACUCUCCUCUCUCCCUGCAGAUGCUGUGGCUGCUCUUCCUGACCCUCCCCUGCUUGGGGGGCUCCAUGCCUGUGACUUCUGACCCCAGCCCAGGCACGGAUCUGGUGGGCAUCGUGGGAGGGCAUGAUGCCCACCCUGGGAGGUGGCCGUGGCAGGUGAGCCUGUGGAUCUUUCACCGGACAGAUAACAAGUGGGGGUUCACGUGUGGGGGCUCCCUCAUCCACCCCCAGUGGGUGCUGACGGCCGCCCACUGCAUUCCAGGGACAAUCCCAGUGCCUCAGCACUUCAGGGUCCAAGUGGGACAAGUGAGACUCUCAAACGGUGACAAAGUGGAAGUGGCUAUGGCCAUCCGCCACCCCAAGUACAACCUCACACAGCAGGCAGAAGGUGGAGCUGACGUGGCGCUUCUCAAGCUGCAGGCCCCUCUGACACCGUCUAACCUGGUCAACUGGGUCACCCUCCCACCAGCGAUGCUCACGGUCCCCUCAGGCACCAGGUGCUGGGUGACAGGCUGGGGUGACAUUGCUGUCAAUGAGCCGCUGCCCCCACCCUACCACCUGCAGGAGGUGGAGGUCCCCAUCGUGCCAGAUGAGACCUGCAGGCAGCAAUACCGUCCAAUCAACAAGAUUAUCAAGGACGACAUGCUGUGUGCGGGGAGCAAUGGCCGGGACUCCUGCAAGGGUGACUCAGGGGGCCCCUUGGUCUGUAACAUGACAGGUACUUGGUUGCAAGUUGGGGUGGUGAGUUGGGGGGAAGGCUGUGGCAAUCCCAACAAUCCUGGAGUCUAUGCCCGUGUGACAUCCUACUUGUCCUGGAUCCACAAGUGUGUCCAUUCCUCUACUUGA